GAAUAGAAUCAGCGCGAGAGGAAGAAAGAGGGAGGAGGACAGCGCAAAUCAACCUGCCCCUUGACUUUAACAACAGAAUAGAGCCGGCAGACACAGAGAUCGGGAAGUGUGCGUGCGUGUGCUGCUGUUUUAUUUUAUUUUUGGAGAGAGGAAGAGAAGAUCAGACAGGAGGAACUGAGGGAGGAGGAGGAGGAGGAGGAGAAGGAGCCUCACCGUGGAGAUAGAUAGCAGAAAAAUGCUGUCACGGGGAAAGAAGGGGAGGGAGUCGGCAGAGAGGAACAGGAUGAAACAAGGCAGGGUUGAGCAGAACUGAAAUGUGGAGGUUGCCGGUGGAUAAGACCGAAAGAGAGGCCGCAGGCACUGAAAGCGUGCACACGGAAGGACGCUGUGUUGAUACAUAAGGAGCCUCUCUUACUCAGAGGACACAGAGUCAGGCUCCAGUGAUGAUCCUCACAUCCUUUACAGGAAGGAGCACCCCGCAACUGGAGUACCACCUAAACACACAUCUGCACACCUGGAUGGACUGCUGCAGAAAGCAGGAGCACUUUUUCGCGCGUCUUCAUCUUCCACACUUGGGAACGUAUUGACAGAGUGCAGUGUCUCACACAGCAUCUGUGAGAGCCUGAGGGUGGAGAAGAAGGUCAGCCUUCGUAAGUGGUGUGAAUGAGGACUAAGUUUGCUGCUUUCGCUCAGUGUUCCCAUUUCACACCAGCGCCAUAGAGACCGGGACAACAAUUUAACUGGGGGGGUGGGGUUAGCGGGAAGCCCUGGAGCAGAGUGGAGAAAAUACCGCUGGACUGGAGUUGGUUUGUCAGGUGGACACCAUGCAGUCAGACGACCUCUUCAUUCGCAAGUUUCGCCGUCAGAAUCAGCGGCCGCCUAUCGCAGCAGUCAACUUUGACCCCAAGAGGGAAACGGGUGUAGUGGAGUGGCCGCCAAGAAGGGACGGCGAUGGGGCCGAAGCGGACAGCCUCACCCCGAGCCGCGCCGGGUUGACCCUGCGGUCCAUGGGCCGGGGGCACAUCAUGCAGAGAAGUAACAGCGAUGUCACACUUGGGGACUUGGACUCCUCUGGGAAGGCGGGGGGAAAAACAGCACGAGCGGUUGGUGAGAAGGUGGAUGCUGGGGUUCAGGGAGACACAGGUGUGCUGUUACACAGGGAGUACGGCAGCCUGUCAUCACUCGAGAGACAGACUCAAGCCCAGGAGCCAAGAGCAGACGACCAGGGACCCCUGAGUCCAAGUGCCCUCCGCUUCAAAGACCCUUUCCUGCUUUUAGGGCUGCAGGGACACCCUCCAGAACCUGAUGGAUACUUUCGAGGUGUUUGCACGGUGGAUGGCCCAAAACCCGUUAAGCCACCAAAGCCUGAAGGUCUUAGCAAAAAGUCUAAACCCACGACCUCUCAGGUCCCUCAACCAGUUCCAUAUGACAACAUCGGGGGCGGAGCCUGGGUGAGGAGCUUUGCUCACUAUGACGUGCAGAGCAUCCUGUUUGACCUAACCGAGGUAGCCACAAACAGAGACAGCAUUGGACGGAAAAAGAAUAUCACCUCAGGGGCUUCAGCUGCCUCCCAGCCCCGUCCCCUCUCCCUGUCCACCCCAUCCUCACCUGCGCAGGGCGGGGGUGGCAGCACAGGGAACGCAGAAGACAACGAACAGUCAAUGAUGCUAGAUGAAGGUGAUGGCAACGAUAACGAGCUCCUCCUCAGCUGCCCCCACUUCCGCAACGAGACUGGAGGAGAGGAGCAGGCGGGCCUGGGUCGAUCCCAGGGAAGGAAGGGACUCUGGUCUAGCCUUCGCAUCCCCAACGAUGCAGUUUCGGUCCUGGAAGAGCCCAGAGAGAGCAAUGUGCAGCAGCAGGGCAAGAGCAACUACUUCAUAGAGCAUGCUGAUCUGGGAGCCCAUUACUAUCGCAAGUAUUUCUACAUGAAAGAACAUCAGAAUUUUUUUGGAAUUGACGAACGCCUCGGGCCGGUGGCCAUCAGCUUCCGUCGAGAGGAGAAAGAAGGAUCCAGCGGCGCUCAGAACAACUGUAGAAUCAUAUUUCGCACCACAGAGAUGAAGACUCUGCGAGGUUCCAUCCUGGAGGAGUCGGUGCCCUCUGCUGCUCGACACACGACCCCCAGAGGCUUGACUCCCAAGAGGCUGUUGGAGUUCAUCAUGCCUGAGCUGAACCAGCACUGCCUUCGCUUGGCCUCAAACUCCCCCAAGGUGCGGGACACCCUGCUCAAACUGGAUGAACAGGGGCUGAAUUUUCAGCGAAAGGUUGGGAUAAUGUACUGCCGGGCCGGGCAGAGCUCAGAGGAAGACAUGUACAACAACGAGAGCUCCGGGCCGGCAUUUGAGGAGUUUCUGGAUCUGCUCGGGGAACGGGUGCGACUGAAGGGCUGGGAAAAAUACCGAGCUCAGCUGGACAACAAGACCGACUCAACUGGGACACAUUCGCUCUACACACGCUACCAGGACUACGAGAUAAUGUUUCAUGUGUCCACCAUGCUGCCCUACACAGCCAACAACACACAGCAGUUGCUGCGGAAGCGCCACAUCGGUAACGACAUUGUGACGAUCGUGUUCCAGGAGCCGGGCGCUAUGCCCUUUACUCCGAAGUCCAUCCGCUCCCAUUUCCAGCACGUCUUUAUCAUCGUGCAAGUUCAUGAGCCCUGCACCGAGAACACCUACUACAGGGUGGCUGUGACACGCUCUAAAGACAUCCCAUUAUUCGGGCCUCUGUUCCCCAAAGGUGCCCGAUUCCCUCGCUCGGCCGCCUUCAGAGACUUCCUCCUGGCAAAGGCGGUCAACGCUGAAAAUGCUGCAGAGAAGUCAGAGAAGUUCCGCUCCAUGGCCACCCGCACGCGUCAGGAAUACCUGAAGGACCUGGCGGAAAACUACGUGACCACCACGCCCAUAGACUCCUCCACUAAGUUCCCCCUGCUCUCCCUGGGCGGAAAGCGCAAAGACAAGAUGAAGGGCGCCAAAGGGGCCGAGCUGCACAGCAAUGGGGCCCUUGUGUGGGCGGUGAUGGUGAACAGCAUCGAUGAAUGGGAGGCCGGAGAGCACAAGCUCCCCUGUUUGCUCGGCGUGUCGGCCGAGUCGGUGGUGCUCAUCGAGAGGUAUUCGCGCAAGGUGGUGUUCAACUGCUCCUGUCGCGAUGUCAUUGGCUGGAAGGCGGUGACAGAACCCAAAGACGGGGGGCCCUGCUUAGAUAUCUUCUACGAGCGCGGGGAGUCGGUGUCGAUCAGCAUGAUGGAGAACCAGGCAGAAGACAUACGAGAAGUGGUGCAGAGGCUUGAGCUGGUUACGAGGGGCUGCGAGGCACUGGAGGUCACACCCCUGCGCGACGGAGUGGGGCAGCCCGGCUUCCUGAUGAACGAGGAGGGUUUUGUGACGGAGCUGCAGCGGUUUUGCUACGCUGAGAGCGGAGGCCUGCAGCUGUGGGCUCGCGUGGUGCGGCUAUGCGGACACUCGCUGGUUCACCUGAGCCUCGAUGAGAGGACCAGGCUGCUCCGCACCGCCCACAAGAUCCACAUCACCGUCAUCCCACCGGACGAGAACGGCAAGCCUCGCAGGAGUUUCUCUGAGCUGUAUCUGAAAGCCAUCAAGGAUGCAGAAUGCAAGCCCGGUGAGAAUCAGUCAGGAGAGGCCUGGGUGCUGGACGAAAGGGAGGAAGAGGAGGAGGCGAAAAAAGAGGAUGAUGAUGUGAAGGCGGGCGGGGUCGAGGAGCCGGACACAAAGGAGGCGCAGGUGGAGACCGACGAGGGCGAAGAGCAGCUCUGCGAUAAAGUGGAGAGCGAGCGCAAUCCGUACUCGCUCCUCACAAUGCCCAGCUUACCUUUGUUACGAGCCACAUCUCUGCAGGACCAGCCGGCCAAUCAGGGCCAGGAGGGCAGCGCUUCGCAGCUCCCGCGCAGCUACUCUCUGGAAAAACAGCUGUCCUACAGCGACACUUGCGACGCGGGGCACGUGUAUGACAACGUGGGGUUAAAGGUUGACCACCACAUCUAUGAGAACAUCGGGGAGCUGAGGGAUGCCACACCUGAUCUGAUCCUGGAAGUCAAACCGAAGGUUCCCCUCGACGACGAGCAGUUCAUGGGGGCCGAGUUUGGCGAUGACAAAGCCUCGGCGAGUGACUCCUCUCUCUCGUCUUCGCGGCUGUCAAGUGUGGACCGAGCUGAAAGAAAUUCACGAGCCCUGAGUCUUCAUAACUCCAUCACCAAGAUUCUCUCGGAGACAACAGAUUCGACUGAGGAGGAGUGGCAGUCGAUUUCUGACCUGGCCACAGCCUGCCGCAGCAUCCUGGAGGCUUUGUCACGAGAGGACCGCAAAGCUGGAGACCCCUCCCAAGCAGGCGCUGAUCAAACUGACGGCAAGCCAAAAGAAUCAAAGGAGAGUGACUCUCCAGGCCACCUGGAGGAGAAGGUGUCGCAGCUGGAGGCCAUGCUGAAGAAGCUGCAGGAUGACCUGCAAAAGGAGAAGGAGGACAAGGCGGUGCUGCAGGCCGAGGUGCAGAGCCUCAGGCAGAACAACCAGCGGCUGCAGGAGGAGUCACAGAGCACGGUGGCCCGUCUCAUCAAAGUCACCGAGCUGCUGUGCAACGUCAACAAGCCCUGUUAGCUUCACCGCCGCACGUGCGUGCACGCACGGAAAUCAGCAGAGUGAUGCAAAUCGUACAGUGCGGUUUUUUUUACGCUCGACACAUUUACUUUGUUCUGACAUAUUUGAAAACACACACACAUACCUAUCCUCUUUAAUCUCACAGUCUCUUGUCCUGAAUCCUGGACUUGCCUGCUGGUGAGGGAGUAUGCAAAUCAAUUUUUAGGGGGAAAAAAAGACAUUUAACACCCAGUGAUGACCUUUGCAGACUGACCGGCACAGGCUGCUGUGUUGAUGUGCUAUGCCAGAGUGCUUCUAGUAGUGUGUGUGUAUGUAUGAUUCGGUGUGUGUGGAUGUGUGUGCGUCUAUAUAUUGCUUCAAAUACUUGACGAGCUGGGCUUAAUAGCACUUGCUUAAAAAGACUGAGAGACGCUGAAUAGCAUGUUUGGUGGUGUUUUAGCCAAAAUGACCAAAAGUGUAUAUAUAUAUAGUUUAUGUAUGUAAAUAUAUAUACACACAAAGUGUGUG
Pelmatolapia mariae (spotted tilapia) is the source of this 5117-nucleotide messenger RNA. RefSeq names its product signal-induced proliferation-associated 1 (gene sipa1). The transcript is spliced from 16 exons. Gene Ontology annotation, molecular function: GTPase activator activity. The coding region runs from base 825 to 4610 and encodes 1261 amino acids. The record is from RefSeq and is a predicted model, not a curated record. Gene Ontology annotation, cellular component: cytoplasm. Gene Ontology annotation, biological process: regulation of small GTPase mediated signal transduction; activation of GTPase activity. NCBI's taxonomy places the organism in Eukaryota, Metazoa, Chordata, Actinopteri, Cichliformes, Cichlidae.